AUGAAAGAAGUUCCACAGGUCUUCCAGGCAGCAAUCCAUGGGUACUACGCCUACCAUAUAUACCGAAACUUGGUGGAUACGUUCAAAGACAAGUCAUUGGAAAUCUACUACUGGCAGGCUGUAAAGACUUGUAGGAGGGCUGAUUUCGAUAAAUUCAUGCAUCAUAUCGAACUUGCCAACCCCCUAGUACAUGCAUGGCUAAGGGAAAUAGGUUAUGAAAAGUGGGUAUCUUCGCAUUUCCCAGGAAAAAGGUUCAAUUUGGUGACUACAAACAUAGUUGAGUGUGUUAACGCUCUAUUCAAAGAAGCACGAGAAUAUCCAGUGACUAUGCUGAUAGAGACGGUCAGAUUGAAAAUUCAAGAGAUGUUUUGUAAAAGAAGAGAAUUAGCCUCAUCAUUUGUUGGACCGUUGACACCGUGGGCCGAGAAACAAAUAAAGGAUCUCAUACCGAAGGCACGAGAUGUUCGUUGCCACGCAAUUUCCCGAGAUGAAUACUAUAUUGUGGGAGACUACAAUGAUACCGUCAAACUCAAUGAGUUUUCAUGUACUUAUCGCGAGUUUGAAGUAAAGGGUUUGCCUUGUUUUCAUGUUCUUUCAGCAUGUAUAAACUACAAUCUUCUUCAUUACUCGUAUUGCUCCCCGUUGUACACGGCGAGGAAUUAUCAGAUCACCUAUGAAAAUUCGGUGUACCCAGUACGGGACCAAAGUCAAUGGGAAAUUUCUCCUGCAUUCAAGGAGUACUGUUCGAGAAUCCGGCCUCCGCUACAGAUGAGGUCAGCUGGAAGACCAAAGAAGGCACGAAUCCUUUCCCGUGGAGAGGAACGAACUACAAAAAUAUGCGGACGUUGCAAACAAACGGGUCAUAAUCGUCGGAGCUGCAAAUUUCCAAUACCUUCCAAAUAA
Molecule: messenger RNA, 903 nt
Organism: Magnolia sinica
Lineage: Eukaryota; Viridiplantae; Streptophyta; Magnoliopsida; Magnoliales; Magnoliaceae
Exons: 1
Coding region: 1-903 (300 amino acids)
Molecular function (GO): zinc ion binding
Source: RefSeq, a predicted model, not a curated record